UUUGUACGAUUUCCCCAAUCGCGAGCUUCCCCCUCCAUCCGGGAGUGUUUUUCUUUUCGUGAAAAAGAAAAGUAAUUUUUGAUGAGUGUCCAACGUUGCUGCCGCUGCAAAUGUCAGUCUCAGAUUCUCCGUGUUUGAGUGAAGAAUCCACCUCGCAGAGAUCCGCGAGUGCAUCAGCCGUUUGUGCUUUACAAAGUGUGACAUAACCUCCUCCAAAAAAGGGGGCUCUUUUGGGGCGCGAUCGAGUUCUCAUCCAUUUGUGCUAUCUGUCAUUACUGACCGUGAGUGUCCGGGUGUGUGGUCCAGGAGUGCAUACGAAGGAAGCACCAAGGAGAAAGUUUGAGUGAGAGUCAGAGGAAAGAGAAAGUGUCUUGUGGAAGAGCCACUUCCCAUGCUUAUUUGCUGAGCUGCCCGAGAGAUUUCCAACAGCUGACACUCACUGACCCAGACAUGGCCUGGCCGGAGAAUGUAGGCAUUCUGGCCAUUGAGCUCUUUUUUCCCUCUUUUUACGUGGACCAGACCGAACUGGAGGCCUUCGAUGGAGCUUCCACUGGAAAAUACACGGUGGGAUUAGGGCAGAAGAAAAUGGGCUUCUGUACGGAUCGCGAGGACAUUAAUUCCCUAUGUAUGACAGCGGUCAGUAAUCUUAUGGAACGCCACCAAAUUCCUCCAUCGAGGAUUGGAAGGCUAGAAGUUGGCACUGAGACCAUCAUCGACAAGUCCAAGAGUGUCAAGUCGGUACUCAUGCAACUAUUUACGCCUCAUGGUGUCACGGAUCUCGAAGGACUUGAUACCACAAAUGCCUGCUAUGGAGGCACCGCUGCCUUGUUCAAUGCUGUCAAUUGGGUCGAAUCCAGCAGCUGGAAUGGACGCCUAGCCCUCGUAGUUUGUGGGGAUAUAGCGGUGUAUGCUAAGGGCCCGGCUAGACCGACAGGGGGAGCUGGUGCUGUAGCCAUGCUAGUGGGCCCAAACGCCCCCUUGGUGAUGGACAGGGGUCUCAGGGCUACUUAUAUGAAGCACGCGUAUGAUUUCUACAAGCCGGAUCUCUCUUCAGAGUAUCCCACUGUGGAUGGGAAACUCUCAAUCCAGUGCUACCUCAAUGCCCUGGAUAAUUGCUAUCAGCUGUAUUGUGAGAAAGCCAGGGCUCAAGCACCAGCUGCUGACUCUGUUGGCUUGGAUGCUUUCGAUGCCGUGGUCUUCCACACGCCUUUUUGCAAAUUGGUGCAGAAAUCCUUGGCCAGAAUCGGCGUCAAUGACUAUUUCAUGAUGCCUCCAUCGAAGAGACCUGCCAGGUUUCCGGGAUUCGAAAAAUUCGAGCAACUGGCUUUGGAGGAUACUUAUUUCGAUAAGGAUGUGGAAAAGGCCUUCAUGACCUACUACGAUGAAGCAUUCAAGGCCAAGACUGCCAAGUCCCUUCACAUUGCCAGUCAGGUGGGAAACAUGUACACUCCCUCGCUCUAUACUGGCCUCAUAUCAUAUCUCAUCUCUGAAUCAGCCAAGAAUCUGGUUGGUAAGAAGGUGGCACUCUUUUCUUAUGGCUCCGGACUCGCAUCCAGUAUGUACUCGAUCACGGUGACAAAGGAUGUGGAUCAGCUUCAGCAAAUGCUGGACAAAUUGAUGCAUAUUAUGCCCACGCUGGAGAGACGUCAGAAGGUAGCACCCAAGGAGUUUUCUGAAAUCUUGGAGAUUCGUGAGCACAACAAUCACAAGGCACCAUUGGAACCUUCAGGACCGAUUGAUGGACUCUUUCCUGGCACCUACUACCUCAAGAGUGUUGAUCAUAUGCAUCGGAGACUCUAUGAUCGUGUGCCGAAGUAGCAUUUCGACUGAUCAGAAUGAUUCAGUCCGCCAACUUCGAAGGAUGGUAAUGAAAAAAAGAAGAGUGGAUGUAAUUUUUUUCAUGCACUGUUGAGUGAGACAAAAGAAGGCCCCCAAAGUGAGUUGGAGAAGAUAGAAAAAAGAAAAUUCACCUAAAAGACAUAUAGUCAGUGUCACACGUCAUAAAAAGUGAAAUUUUUACUUUCAACCUUUUUCUUUUCUCUUUCUCUCUUUCGACUUCUUUUUUUUAAUAUUCCAACUUGACUUCAAACUUGACAAUUUUAUCGGAAUCUUGCAUUUUAACAUCUUUUUUUUUGUUUCAAUCUAAAAAACAAAAUUUAUGAAUGAUUUUUAGUGGGUGAUUUUUGCACAACUCUUCUUCAAAACUUUUUCUCUUCUCUUUGUUUUCGUGCUCUUUUAUAACAGACACUUUUAUUCACACUUUGGCGCUUUUCUGGGAAAGUGUUAUGCGCCACAAACUUGAAGAGGAAAUAAAACCUACACUUUCCAGUAUAUAUACAUACUUUUGAUUUUAUAACAUUUCUCUCUUGCACCUCUUUUCUUUUUCAAACAGACGAUGUGACACAGUUCAGGGUUCAAUAAAAAAAUUAAUAUAAAAACUAUUACAAAAUAUAAUUGGAAAAUGGAAUAUCACAAAAAAUAUCACAAAGAUCAAUCGUAAAAAAAAAAUUAAAAAUAAAUCGUGACAAUAACUAGCGAUAAAUAUCUUUUAUAAAUUUGAAGGAAAAAAAAUAGUGUCAGUAGAUUUAAAAAAACCUCACUUUCGGCAAAUGGGACCUAAAUAUAAUUAUUAUUUCUUAUAAUUUUAUUUGUUGUUAAAUCUUCAUUUUUAAUCAUUAUUUUUUUUUUAAUUAAAACGGAAGAGUUUAAAAUGGUCUUUUUAGAGGAAAUUUUAUUCUUAUUUAUUUCACAAACGGAAGAAAAAUGUGGAACGCUUAGCGAAUGUCUAUCUUAGAUUUUUAUUUUAUCACAUCUCUAGAGAUUAAAUUAAAUAUUAGAUAUUUGUAAAGAAUGGUUGAAAGAGUCAAUAAAAAAAAGUUACGUAAAAA
Messenger RNA from Phlebotomus papatasi, 2888 nucleotides. RefSeq names its product hydroxymethylglutaryl-CoA synthase 1. Lineage: Eukaryota; Metazoa; Arthropoda; Insecta; Diptera; Psychodidae. The record is from RefSeq and is a predicted model, not a curated record. The transcript has 4 exons. Gene Ontology annotation, molecular function: hydroxymethylglutaryl-CoA synthase activity. The coding region runs from base 451 to 1818 and encodes 455 amino acids. Gene Ontology annotation, biological process: acetyl-CoA metabolic process.